This is a messenger RNA of Rubroshorea leprosula, 1084 nucleotides long. The record is from the annotation of a GenBank genome assembly. Lineage: Eukaryota; Viridiplantae; Streptophyta; Magnoliopsida; Malvales; Dipterocarpaceae.
AUAAUAAACAGACACUGUACCAGUUUUUUCUCUUUAUGUUCGAGAGUUAGGUACUAAGCUAAUGAAUUUUAAAAGAUGAAAGGCUAUGAUAAUGAUGUUCACAGGACAAAGAUUGGGGCUAAAUUGCGAGAUUCAGGAGCAACUAGGAAACAGAAGAAACUAUGCAAAACCUUGCAAGAAAACAGCACUUUUAGUAACACAGCACAGAAACAGGAAAUGCCAGGCUGUGGCCGGCAGAGCAAUCUCAUUCUCAAGAUAAAGAAAGGCGCUGUUCAUGCAGGGUACCCGUAUCCAUCAUCAGAUACAAUGUCAGAUACGUCCCAAGCUACAGCCAUAUCUCAAGGGGAUGUAUUCACAGGCCCACCGGAAGUCACAAAAUCAAGCAACUUUGCAUGGGCAAAGAAGCAAAGAGAUUCCAAGUCUACAUUGUCUUACAAUCCACCGAGCUCAACGAGCCAAAUUAGUGCAGUAGACUCAACAAGUUUCCCAUUUUCGAACAAUCCCUUUAGCCUAAAAAAAGAAGGCGAUCUUGAGGUCACAAGUCCAGUAAUUAGAAUGAUUCAAAAACAAUUCGAUCUUGAAGAACAGGAUUCUUUUCCUGCAUCCGAGCAGCAAGAAAACAAACUUGAUCGACCAGAUUUUAAUGUGAGGAAAGCACACCAUUCUCGCCACCGUUCAUUCCAACUUCAUCCAGACCAAGCUGCACCGGUAAGCACACAAUCCAGACCAGAUUGUUUUCGCGUGAACUCCUUUCUUGUUGCUCUCCCAAUACUAAUGUUGAUACGGUUCUGUCAGAGGAAAAUUGAAUUUUCAGGACCAUUGAUAUCUCAACUCGACAACAUAGACCAACUCUUACAAAGAAAUGAGAACCAUAUCCGUAGGAGAUCAAGGUUUGACGACACAGGUACUAAAAACUCAAUUCUGAUACCAAAAAUUCUACCUUUCAACAUUCCAUUUUCCUUGUGUGAAUCAUAAAUAAGAAACUAAGGCCUUCUUUUGGCAGAACUAUGAUGCAAAGGAGGCUACGAGGGCCCAAAAAAUCCAUAAAAUCUCUACAGCAGAGGCAUAAAUUCAAGUUUUGAAC